AAAUGAGAAAGAGAAGCGAUUCUCUCUCCCAAGAAUCUCUCCGACACAAGCUCUCAAAAAGCGAAGCUAAAAACCUUGGCGACUUGCCAACACAAUGCGUGUUGUUCUCUCCUGAGAAUCUCUCUCUGUUUCUCGUUCUCGCUCUAGCUAUAAGAGCAUUGGGUUGAGAGCGGCUUUGUUACGACAGGGAGCGAUGAUCGAUAGUCUGUUGAGAAGUAGGGAGGACGAUUUUUCCCCUAGGGUUUCGGUGGGGAGGCACCGGCGGUUCCUCGCCUUGUCAAUCUCUCCGUUGUUGAUCGUCGAUGGGCUUUCCCGGAAGGGUUUCUUCUAUAAGAAGCUUCCCACCGAACCCCUCAAGCUCUCUGUGCUCAAAUUGGACGGCUCUUGCUUCGAUAUUGAAGUUACGAAGACAGCCACUGUUGCGGAACUAAAGCAGGCGGUGGAGGCGGUCUUUAGUCACAUGCCUCAGAAGGGACCAGGCAAAAUUUCAUGGUCGCAUCUCUGGGGGCGUUUCUGCUUAUGCUAUGAUGGUGAGAAGCUGGUCACAGAAACAGACUCUAUCAGAAAUUACGGCAUCAAGGAUGGUGAUCAGCUUCAUUUUGUUCGGCACAUCUCAAACAGCUACAUUCUGAGAAAGAGGUCACCAAAGAAAAGGGUUUUUGUUUCAUGGCAACGCAAAACGUCAUUAUCGCGAUCAAAUAGCCGUGAAGAUGGAGAACCAAAUGACGAGGAAGAUGAUGAUUGUGGUGAUAUCGAGAAGGGAAAGCCCCGGCGCUACAAGAAAAAUGAUAAGUGUCUGAUUCAACGCCGCGUGUCCAGGAUGGCUCACCUAUUUGGAGGGUGGUUCUUAUACACCAGUAAGAGGAGGAGAAUUGUAGGCUUGGCUUGUCCUCCAGGAGUUGGAACUAGUUUAGUGGGUGGUUUUAGGAAGAUUAUAUUGUUUUGCAGGAAGAAUCGCUUUUCUCCAAGGGAUACAUGGAGAGAAGAUUGAUGCCCACUGCUGGAAUUGGUUAUAGUGGAUUCUUUUCUUCAAAUCCAUCACAUUCUACUCUUUGCAGCACACUUGAGAAUUGUGUUCUUGUAAGAAUUUUGAAUCCAGAGUCAAUAAACACUGGUUUAAUCGUCUCCAUCGGGGAUAGUCAUCCAAUGCACCCUAAACACAAAAGUAAUAA
Corylus avellana is the source of this 1172-nucleotide messenger RNA. RefSeq names its product Ubiquitin-like superfamily protein. Gene Ontology annotation, biological process: mRNA splicing, via spliceosome. The record is from RefSeq and is a predicted model, not a curated record. Gene Ontology annotation, molecular function: protein binding. Lineage: Eukaryota; Viridiplantae; Streptophyta; Magnoliopsida; Fagales; Betulaceae.